Molecule: messenger RNA, 792 nt
Organism: Enterobius vermicularis (human pinworm)
Lineage: Eukaryota; Metazoa; Nematoda; Chromadorea; Rhabditida; Oxyuridae
Source: the annotation of a GenBank genome assembly
AUGUUGGUUACACAGUAUGAUAUUGAUGCUGUACUUCGAAGUUAUGUAGAUGGACUUGACUGGUUUAUUGUACCAUUACUGAAUCCGGAUGGUUAUGAAUACAGCCGAAGCAGUACAGACCCGGAAAUUCGGCUAUGGCGUAAAAAUCGUUCACCAAGAGUUUGUACACAAAUACGAACAAGUCCUUACAUACAGCCACAAGUGCAGUGCUGCCAAGGAGUAGACCUGAACCGUAACUUCGACUGGCACUUUGGUGUUGAAGGAUCAUCGACGGAUCCAUGCUCAGAAAUUUAUCAGGGUGCUUAUGCAUUCAGCGAACCAGAAACUAGAGCAGUUCGAGACUUCUUAACUCCGCGACGUGGACAGAUCAAAACCUUCUUGACCUUCCACAGUUAUUCACAGAUUUUAAUGUACCCAUUUGGGCAUCAAGUUCGGACAUAUUCCCAAGACGUCAACGAUCUCAGAAGUACUGCAAUGCAAGCAGCAGGAGCUUUACGUUCACUUUACGGCACAAAUUACCUGGUUGGUACUGGAGCUGAUACGUUAUAUCCUGCUUCUGGAGGAUCGGAAGAUUGGGCUAAAGGACGUAUGGGUGUAAAAUAUUCGUAUUUAUUUGAACUACGUCCAGAAGAACAAGUGUGGGACGGAUUUUUGCUAGCAGAAAAUUUGAUUCUUCCAACUGCUCGAGAAACCUUUGAAGCUGUAAAAGUAAUUGCAACGCAUACAAUGGCCCAAGCUGGUGCCAAUUACCAAAGGGAUAUUAUGGCCGAGGUUUGGUUUUGCAACUUUUAA